AAUGAAAUGCAACAGUCGAUUUCAAUAUCAGCCUGUGUCGCUUCUACAUUCAGCAUUUACGAAAAAUGAGUAAACAGCUGUGGUAGUACUAAAAAGUACUUUGUUUAAUUGUUGUUUUGUGUGUACGUAAUUAUAUCAGGAGUGUAUUAAUAAAUACAGAUUCCUGAUGUCCACAUGUGAAAAAGAAUGAUGGGUUAAUACAAGCACCAUCCAAUAGAAAAUCAUUAACAAACAAAAGUAUUUUUAUUCCUGUAUAGUUUAAAUACCUGAUCAAAAAUGUUCCUGAAAUUUGACACGUUUGGCAAAGAUUAUGCCCAAAUGGCUGCAAUUGCUAUUGGAUGCCUCAGCUCAUGCAUCAGCGGAAUGACAAUAGCCUGGUCAUCACCCUACGUCGUAAAGAUAACUCAAGACAAGGAAACUUAUAACAUCACAGAAGAAGAAGCAUCAUACUUUACCAUGAUAAACGUUAUAGGACUAGUUGUAUCUUUACCCUUUACAUCACUCUUACCAGACAGGCUUGGCAGAAAACCUGUCCUGAUGCUAUCAGCUUUACCAUAUUCUCUCUGUUGGUUGCUCAAACUGUUCUUCACGAAUGUUUAUAUCCUGUAUCUGGCUAGGUUUUGUGCUGGAAUUGGAGAUGGUUUACUGUUUGCUUCCUUGCCUUUGUACAUCGGAGAAAUAGCUACCCCAGAAGUCAGAGGCAUUUGGGGAAACGGGUUGAUGAUUUUUGGAUUCCUAGGACAAUUUUUAAUAAACGUGUUCGGUAUUUUUCUAACAGUACCACAAACUUCUAUUGUAAGUCUAUCAGUGCCUCUAAUAUUUGUAUCAGCGUUUUAUUUCAUGCCAGAUUCGCCGUAUUUUUUUGCUAUGAAAGAUAGAGAUGAAGAAGCAAAAGCAGCACUAAGGUUCUUUAGAUUAAGAGACGACGUUGACGAUGAGUACAAAAUACUCAAAGAUGAUGUUAAAAGACAAAUUUCUGAGUCUGGUACUUGGAAAGACUUAAUUCUCAUUAAAAGUAACAGAAAAGCAAUUCUAAUAGGUAUAUUUAUAAGGGUCUCACUUAUUUUGUCUGGUAUUAUGGUAUUUAUAACAUAUACCCAGUUCAUUUUUACUCAAUCUGGUGGAAAUAUAGAUCCUGCAGCUGCUACAUUAAUAUACACUGGUGUAGCUUUUGUUCUAUAUACAAUUGCCUCAGUGUUUUCCGAAAAGUUAGGAAGAAAAAAGGCAUUUGCCGCAUCUCUUGCCUUAACUUCUAUCAUACUUCUACUCGAAGGAACUUACUUCUACAUCCAGGAGUAUUGCCCAACCAUAGAUCUUUCUAAUUUCAAGUGGUUUCCCUUGGUAGGUAUGCUCAUCUUUCUAGUCUUUGUUGCAUUUGGUGUUGGCAUUCUUCCAGGACUCAUGCUGAGUGAGUUGUUCUCAGCUAGUAUUAAAGCAAAAGCUAUAGGUGUUGUGAUGAUCAUAUACGCCAUCAUGUAUAUUCUUACAAAUAAAUAUUUUUAUAACUUGACACGGUUGACUGGACUAUGUGGACCGUUUUUUGUUUUUGGAUGUUGUGAUAUGAUCACAGCUGUGUUGUCGUGUUUUAUUGUGCCAGAAACGAAAGGAAAGACUUUGGAGGAGAUUCAACAGAGUUUGAAGAAGAAUUGAGUGCAACAUGAGAUAGUAUUGACUGUAUUAAAUACUUAAGGAAUUAAAUGACAAUGUGUUGUUUGCUCAAUGUGAAAUGUAAAUGUACUUUUUUAAAUAAAUUUUAUUUUUACACGAA
Diabrotica virgifera virgifera (western corn rootworm) is the source of this 1768-nucleotide messenger RNA. RefSeq names its product facilitated trehalose transporter Tret1-like. The transcript has 3 exons. Gene Ontology annotation, cellular component: membrane. NCBI's taxonomy places the organism in Eukaryota, Metazoa, Arthropoda, Insecta, Coleoptera, Chrysomelidae. The record is from RefSeq and is a predicted model, not a curated record. Gene Ontology annotation, biological process: transmembrane transport. Gene Ontology annotation, molecular function: transmembrane transporter activity. The coding region runs from base 277 to 1650 and encodes 457 amino acids.